AUGGCUCAACAAAAGGUUCUGCAAUUCAGAUAUCUGAACGCUUUGCUAACAGAAAACAGCAACAACAUACCUGGUCUCACUUAUAGGUUACUAGUGGAUUAUUUGAAGAUGUCUCACGACUCACCAUCGCACAUAAUCCCUAUACUGUUCAAAACGGCUAGAUACAAAAACCAGUUAAGAGGCUUUCACCCUUAUUACAUGAUGUUCGAGGCAAUAGAUACUUGUAUGAAGCACUCUCCACUCUCACUCGCUUGGUCUGUCAAACCAAAUGUCAUGACACUCUUGUCAUUGCCAGUGCUGGAAAUUCUUGAUUUUGACAAUGAGGAAGUAGCUAUGGGAUAUACAAGCAGAGACUCGAUCAGGGAGAGCAAAGUUCACGACUUCUUCCCCAUCGAUCAGGAAACAAGUACUCUGCAGCUAAAGUCAAGAAGUGAAUGCAAGCGAUCAAACAUCAGGAACCAGAUAGAAAGAGGUCUUCUUUGUGGGAACAUCAAAUUGAAAUCCUUUGCGGAUACAAGAAACAUGGAGGCUCAUCUAGAUCUACAGCCUUUCGUUGCUAUGCUUAAUUACCAAGAUCGCCCCAAUGCUUCGAAUGACGAACAAAGACUUGAGAUCAAUUAUGCUGGACAUAGACAACCUUGA
Messenger RNA from Mucor velutinosus, 642 nucleotides. RefSeq lists its product as uncharacterized. The record is from RefSeq and is a predicted model, not a curated record. The coding region runs from base 1 to 642 and encodes 213 amino acids. The transcript has a single exon. Lineage: Eukaryota; Fungi; Mucoromycota; Mucoromycetes; Mucorales; Mucoraceae.